Molecule: messenger RNA, 2474 nt
Organism: Hemicordylus capensis (graceful crag lizard)
Lineage: Eukaryota; Metazoa; Chordata; Lepidosauria; Squamata; Cordylidae
Gene: BAG3
Product: BAG cochaperone 3
Exons: 4
Coding region: 271-1977 (568 amino acids)
Biological process (GO): protein stabilization; muscle cell cellular homeostasis; negative regulation of striated muscle cell apoptotic process
Cellular component (GO): cytosol; membrane; nucleus
Molecular function (GO): protein-folding chaperone binding; adenyl-nucleotide exchange factor activity
Source: RefSeq, a predicted model, not a curated record
GGCGCCCAGAAGUUUCCAGCCGAGCAGCUGCCCUGCGUCUCUCCUCCGCCUCCUCCCCGUUUUCCUCCACCUUGGGGCGGAGCUGCUAUUUCCAGACACUUCCACCCCCUUCUAUGUCCCCUCCCUCUCCCCAUUGAGCGAUAAAGGUGGCCGGCCGACUGGGUUCCCUUGGUUGACUCUCUGGUGCAUGGCCCGGCAAGUGGCUGUUCUUCGGUUUCUGCGCUUCCUAGAUCUAACCGGUGCGCCCCGCUGCCCUAUCUGGCACGCAGCAUGAGUGCGGCCGCUCAGUCCCCCACCAUGGUGCAGACGGAGACAGGCGGAGGCGAGAGGGAGCCCCUACCUCCGGGCUGGGAAGUGAAGAUAGACCCACAGACCGGGUGGCCUUUCUUUGUGGAUCAUAACAGCCGCACCACUACUUGGAACGACCCGCGUUUGCAGGGGGACCAUCAUUUGAAGGAAAUUCAGUCAUCAGCAAAUGGUCCAUCUCGAAAUAGUCCAAAGCAGUCCCAAGUCAGAGAAGGAAACAUGGGAUACCCAAAACUUCGUGCCGGUUACAUCCCCAUUCCAGUCAUACAUGAAGGUGCAGAUAACAGGCAGCAGUACUCAUAUUAUUCUGGCUACCAGCCUGGCAUGCAGCGAGUCAAGGCAGAAACCAUUCCUAAUACAAUGCGGUCCCCAUCACCUCUGAGGGGAAGUUUUGCCCGUCCACAAUCACCUGCUAGGGGACUCUCAGAAGCUGCCCAAACAGAUAAACAAUGUGGACAGGCAACAGCAGCUGCACCAGCCCAAGUAUCCUCCUCACAUGGAUCUGAGCAGCCUCCAUCACCUGCACCUUCUGAAUCGCCAACCAUUUCCCCUCAGCUAUCAGGCAGGCCUGGCUCGGGAAGCCACCAGCUUCCUCGUGGAUAUAUUCCUAUCCCUGUGAUCCAUGAGGGAAAUGUUCCAAGGCAACCAUCGCAAGUCUAUCAUCAGGCACAGAAGACACAUUACCCUGCCCAGCAGAGUGAUUGCCAAGCUCACCAACCAGUGUAUCACAAAAUUCAGGUUGAUGAUGUGGAUCAGAGGCCACAACAGGCGCAGUCCCCAUUCAGGAUGUCUCAGAGAGGUUCCACAAGUCGUGAAAGUUCACCAGCCAGAACCCAGUCUCCUACUCCCAUCAGAAUACAGCCAGUCAGACCUCAGGCUUCUCAACAACAAAUGCCAACCCAGGGAUCACCACCAACCCUACCACCUGAGGUCAAAUUUGAGAGCAAGACAGCCCCAUCUACAGCAGAGAUUCCUGCUCCAUACUUCCCCAUCCCAAUCAUUCAUGCAGAUAAAGAUACUAAGCCACCUCCACAGCAACCACCUACCACAGCAGAGAGUGUUGAGAAAAAAAUUCCUUGCCCUGCUAAAGCUGCUCCUCUAGAACAAAGGGCUGUCCCACAGGAACAUGAACAAAGGGCUGUCCUGCAAGAACAUGAACCACAGAAGACUCCAGAAGUGGAAGAACCUCAGAAGCACCCAGGCGUCUUGAAAGUAGAAGCUAUUCUAAACAGAGUACAAUCACUGGAGCAGGCUGUUGAUUCCUUUGAAGGGAAGAAAAAUGACAAAAAAUAUCUAAUGAUCGAAGAGUAUUUGACCAAAGAGUUGCUAGCCUUGGACUCGGUGGAUCCCGAGGGGCGUGCAGAUGUUCGUCAAGUCAGGAGAGACGGUGUAAGAAAAGUCCAGAAUAUAUUGGAAAGACUUGAACAGAAAGCAGAAGAUGUCCCAGAGCCUGUUCAAGUGGAGAGACUUCAGCAAUCUUUACCCGAGAAGAAUAAACCACAGCCACAGGAAACAAUGGAUAUUGAUCCUACUUUGCAAAACCUUACUAAGGAUAUAAGUAAUGAGAAUGCCAAGGAGCCAAUCAAAAUAGAUCAAUCUGGAUGUAAGGAAGGAGUAGUUACUAAUCUUGCCAAAGAAACAAACACAUCUGAAACCAUGACUGAACCAUAGCCACAGAUGAAAGUUAAAGUCCUCAGACUCUAAGUUAAAGUGUGUGUUAAAUGAAUUGCAUGCAUUUCAGGAGCUUUGCAUCAAUUGGUUUUUAAUCAACAUUGCAGCUUGGGACACUGUAAACACUCAGGUGGGGCAAGUGUGGGGGGAGCAUAAGGAAAACAAUACAAUACAUUUAGCCUAUCUUCUGUAUACUGCUCAGAGGACAUGUUUGAGGAAUAUCUUGUAAAAGGAUUGCUUCUAAACCAACUCCACUGAAAAAUGCCAAUACUGGCAAAUGAAGUGACUUCUAUAAAGUCAUUACCCGACUGCAUCAGAAUUACAAAUACUUUUUUUUUAAAGGACACUCCUAAGGAAAAUUGGUUUUCACUAUUAGACACUUUAAGUAUUGAUGCCUGGAAAGCGUGUUAAGAAAUAAUAGAGAUAUUUAUAUGUGUUGAACUUCAGUGCUAUAUUUUAAAUGGGAAAUGAAAUAAAACAACACUAUAGAAACCUGA